Molecule: messenger RNA, 1608 nt
Organism: Talaromyces proteolyticus
Lineage: Eukaryota; Fungi; Ascomycota; Eurotiomycetes; Eurotiales; Trichocomaceae
Exons: 5
Coding region: 1-1608 (535 amino acids)
Source: RefSeq, a predicted model, not a curated record
AUGGUGGCCCUACCCGGCGAUGUCCUCCUCAUGAUCCUAGAUAUCCUGAAAACAGAAGGUCACAACCACAAUACACUCUACCAAUGUGCAUUGGCUUCAAGAUGGCUAGCUGAGCCAGCAUUGUCUAUUCUUUACCAAAUAUAUGAUACGUCACCAGUGGCUGGUGGAGGAUUCGAAGACGAUCAACUCAAAACGAAGAAAUCAGCCAGUCCUUUAGGAUCUGGCGCUUCCAAAAAUGCUCAUAAUUCUAUCGUACAAAAAUGGGCAUUAAUGUGGCGGUCCCUCAUCCUAUCUACGUGGCAAGAAAAGACUUAUCUGCCAUACUGCAAAUAUAUCAGAUACUUGAACCUUGAUGACCUAAGAGAGCUUAUGUCAGAUUUGGGUAUGAAGAAAACACGCGAUGAAUUUAUUGCCGGUGAUCUCGACAAGCUUAUUUACCGCGAUGGUCGCGCUGGAUUUCGGACCUCAACAGGCUCUUUAAAUUACUCAGCCGUAGUCGAAAGGGUUGGUACAUUUUCUGCACGCUUUCUAAAAACAUGGGCUGCUCGAUUACCUCAUUUGGAGACACUCGACGUUUGGCAUGGUGCUUCGCUGGGCAGAAAUUCCCAAGAAGACAUUCGAGAGCAUUUCCCGAACCUCAAGAACAUCUCAGUUUUUAGGUGGACAAACGAGAACGGUUCUAGUGCAGACUCAGAAGCAGAGAGUGUAUUAAAGAGCCUGCGUCCAGAUUCGUUACAGUCAUUCAACGUGAUGAGUCUUUCAGAUCUCGGCCCACGCUCUAUCAUUGCACUGGGUUAUCAUUUAAAGUCUCUUACUGCGUUGACACUAACUAGCCUCUCUAUUGAGGCUAUUGAGCAACUCCCAUCUCUGGGAGCUCUCGAGUCCCUAGAAGAUUUUGUCCUUACAGAUUCUCGACAGGUUCCGCAGAAUCCACCGCCGGAGCUAAUAUCGUCUGUUGCUGGGUGGAUUUGUAAAUGCGAAAAGCUGCGUUUCCUCCGGCUUCGCAGGUUUCUCGACGAUGCCAAUCUACUCUCACAGAUUCUCGUUGAUAAGCGAAUCCAUCUGGAAUUACUACAUCUAAAAGGCUAUAUGAUGGAAACGAGUCGAGCAUUCCAUGAGUCACUUGCUUUUCAACCUUCUUUACAAGUCCUUUCCAUCCAAGGCGAUGGUAGCCAGAAUCCCACAGACCAAGCUGUCCUCGUAAAGGCACUCAGCAAAUUGGGCGAACUCCGCGAAUUGGACCUGAAAGUUAUCUCGGAAUUCUUUACUGAGCAACAGAUCAUGGCCCUAAUACCGGCCUUACCCAAGCUAGAGCGUUUUUCUUUCAGUGGGUUGCAUUGCGAUGACAACAUUUGGCCAGCAUUUCUCUCCCUGAAAAAUUUACGCUUCCUUGCUAUUCACGCUUCCAGCGAAUUUACUUCUGACGGUAUCCUUGAUUUUGUCUCGCAGCUGGGCCCAGAGAACGAAGGCUUUCAUCUGUCCAUCCCGAACGCACUUAUUGAAAUCCCACCAGACUCUCAGGAUGUGAUUAGGGAUGCACUGGCACAAAAUGUGAAAGGGACCCUCGAUUAUGAUGUACUUCCAGGUACGAAAAAUGCGAAAUUGUGA